UCUAGAAAAUAAUCGAGGUUGAUUUAGUAAAAUCGUAACAAUAUUUACUAACUUUUAUGUAUCUACUAACCAAGCGGAACAACAACGCAAAAUUGCUCAUACAUUUCUGAAUGCUUAUGCGGAUAAUCGUAUAUAAUAAUAAUUUUCGCAUAGAAAACAAUUGAAAAUGACCUGCUUGCUGAGCGCGUUCAAUGAAUGCUCGCCGUGGUGGUAUGUUCACUAAAUGCAUUUUCAUUUGACAAUUCUCGUGGUCAAAUUUAACUUAAAUGUGCUUGUGGCCAAUAUUCAGUUUUAAGUACUAAUUUUUAUAUAUACAAGAUGGCAAAAAGACUUCAAGAAUAUGUGAAAUACACUAAGAAAGAGCUGGAAUCCUACACAAAACAAGAAGGCUCAUGUGUCCGAAAGAUAAAUUCAAAUUUGCACCUAUCUUUAGGUCCAUAUUGUCUGGCCGAUUUUAAACAUGCGCUGAGUGCUCAUAUAAUGCGGAGAAAAGUUGGUUAUUAUGAUGCGAGCCUAGAAGGCAUUGUCUUGGACAUAAAAAACAUCAAAGUUUUAGGAACAGCAGCAGCACUGCGUUCAGAUGAUCCGCGUAUACAUGUCGACGUUAAUGCCGAUUGUUAUGUAUUCCGUCCAAUUGCUGGGGCAAUUUUAAGCGGUGUGGUGAAGCAUGUUGGUAAUCAUCAUAUUGGUGUUAUCAUUUAUAGAGUUUUUAAUGUGAGCAUAAGAUUUGCUGCAAAAAUUAAUAAGGAGGAAUUUAAGAUGGAUGAUUCGGUUCGAUUUCGUAUAAAGAAUUUUAAUUUGCAAAAUGUAUUUCCAUACAUUGAAGGUGAUUUGGUGACAGCUAAUGGCGAUAAAAUUCUUGAUAAGUUCAUUAAAACAGAACCGGAUAGCGCCGACAGCACACAUGAUUCUGGCAUAGAAGAGCGUGAUAAUCAAGAUUUAGAUGAGCUUGUUUCAUUAAUCAAAGAAGAAAAAGCAUCUGACGUUGAAGAAGUGGCUGAUAAAAGUAAAAAGCAGAAGACCAAUGCUACCAAAAGUAAACGAAAAUCAAGUGAAAGUGUUGAAACGCCAAAGAAAAUUACGAAAAUCAAAGAAGAACUUAGCUCAGAUAAAAAGAAAUCCAAAACUACUCAGAGUAUAGGGUUAAACAGCACAGAAACUGUAAAAAUUACUCCUAAAAGUAAAACGAAAAAAGUAAAUGGUGAAUUAUUAGAUGAAAUGCAAAUCAAAACAGAAAAUGAUGAUGUUAAUAGUACACCAGCUAAGAAACGAAAAACAAAAAAGAAUAGCAUAUCUUCAAGCUAGAUACACUAAGAGCUAUUCAAAAGAAUCGGUUUGCACGUUUAAAGAUGGCAUUGUUUAGCCAUUCCAGCAGAAUUUCCGUACUAGUAGCUGCUUGAAAAUCAAAGCUAGUUUAACAGUGUAGAUAUAGUAACUGAAAGCUCUUAAAGUUUAAAUUAUAUAUGAAAAAUGUAAAGGUUAUAAAUAUAUUUUUGUACAAAUAUGUCAUACGUACA
Messenger RNA from Ceratitis capitata (Mediterranean fruit fly), 1517 nucleotides. It is a transcript of the gene Polr1F, whose product is annotated as probable DNA-directed RNA polymerase I subunit RPA43. Gene Ontology annotation, biological process: DNA-templated transcription initiation. The transcript has 2 exons. The coding region runs from base 319 to 1305 and encodes 328 amino acids. Gene Ontology annotation, cellular component: RNA polymerase I complex. NCBI's taxonomy places the organism in Eukaryota, Metazoa, Arthropoda, Insecta, Diptera, Tephritidae. The record is from RefSeq and is a predicted model, not a curated record.